Molecule: messenger RNA, 2313 nt
Organism: Schizosaccharomyces osmophilus
Lineage: Eukaryota; Fungi; Ascomycota; Schizosaccharomycetes; Schizosaccharomycetales; Schizosaccharomycetaceae
Gene: syp1
Product: F-BAR domain protein Syp1
Exons: 2
Coding region: 1-2313 (770 amino acids)
Biological process (GO): septin cytoskeleton organization
Cellular component (GO): endocytic vesicle; cell division site; cytoplasm
Source: RefSeq, a predicted model, not a curated record
AUGGAAUCGUUGACAAAAACGGAAUAUGUAACAGCGGUUCUGUCAAACUGCUCUCCGAAGGACAGCAUGUCCUUGUAUCGGCAAAGGUUGGAGCAGGUUCGUUCAGACAACGACGUGUUGGGAUAUUGGAUUCGUGAGCGUACGGAAAUUGAAAAACAAUACUCGAUGAACUUGCAUAAAUUAGCAAUGAGCAUGCAGAAUACCAAAUCUCAAUCUAUGAGCUUUCAUGACGCGUGGCAGCAAUUGGAAGCGGAAACGCUAGAAACUGCAAAGUAUAGUAACCAAAUGACGCACCAAAUGGGCUCGCAAAUUUAUAAGCCACUGGUGGAAUACUAUACCAGUUCUCCGCAAACUGCAGCAGUUCGGGAACUUGCAGAGCGAUUGACAAAUAUUGCGAAUGAGAUAUCUCCAAAUCAAGGGUUAACGAAAAUAUCUAAGUCUCUAAAAUCCGAUACGUUAAAUUCAAGAGCUAAUUGGGAUGCCGAAGCCCCUUUAGCUUUUGAGAAGCUACAGAAUCUGGAUGAAGAACAUUUGUUGAUGCUUAAACAAGUAUAUUCUUCUAUCGCUAGCUUGCAAAGUGAUGCUUGCGCUUCGCAUCAGAAUCUUCUUUCCAAAUCUAUGGAAGUCUAUAUGGAAUUACCGAUUGAAAAUGAAAUCAAAAAGUUUUCCGAAUCUGCUAUGUUAGUAACAGAGCCUUCAUCAAACCUUGGAACACCAAGCUCACUUCUCUCUUCCACCGAGGACAAGCCAAAGGAACAUGGUAGAGAGGGCAACUUGAAGAGUCGCGUGACAACCUUGUUUCGUCGAAAAACAAUAGCUAAGAAUAGCAAUAGAUCGUCUCCAAAGUCUCCUAAGUCUCCUCGUGCAAGCAAGCUCGGUAAUCUUUUUGGCAAACAAGGAAAGGAUCCUAACAAAGAGUCUAAAAGAUUGGCCUCAUCUCCUGCUGCCAACAGUAGUGUUCCUUCUUUGUCCGAACAGUCUCAUACAUCUUCAUUCGCUAGACCCGUACAUGAUUUUCGAGUCAACCAUGGGGCAUCGGAAGAUGAAACCGAAGAAACUAUUCGACCAAAUGUGUCAGACAGAAACCGCCUCAGUCCUUCAUUGGAUCGACCUGAUUUGUAUGGACAGAAUAAUAUUUCUUCGCAAAAAAUUGAUAAAAGUGUUCAGAAGCCUGAACCUGUCAUUGGUACGGAACGGAUGGAAAAGAACGAUACACCAUUUUCCGAUCCGGGUGAUUUUGAACCGGCCAAUCCUUCCUCGCCUUCAGCAAUCCCUUCGACUCCACAGAUUGAAAGCAAGCAAGUACCUGGGAGUGACAAAACUGCAAUUGAUAAUGUUAGCAGCACUCUUCGAAGAAACACCAGUUUGAGCAGAUACCGUUCUCUAGGACGCGCAAACAACUCAACUUCAACGGACCAAUUGAACGAUUUGAAUAGCUUACCUAACCUUUCGACAUUAUCUCUUCAGUCGCUGAAUCGUCAAGAGUCACUUCCUGGUUGGCUUCCGGAACUACCGAAGACUGCUGGUUUGUCUGCAGCAAUUGUAGAAACUUUUUCAGGUGAACUCACGGAUUCAGGUUUAUUACACCCAUCUUGCUUUGGAACCGUAUACUUGAAAUACACUCCAAAUAUUGGCCAGUUUGGUAAGAUAGUCGGCAUUCAACUUGCAUCUGGUUUUCCGUUAUCUAUUAAAAUGCAGGAUGAAGAACGUGUUCAACCUUCUUCUUCACAUGACUGUUUCCAAUUGGCUACAGGAAAAUUGGAAACUCCUAAUCCUGCUUUAACUUAUGACUUGCAGUUGGAUAGCGUCAAUGGUGCUCGUUCCAUUCCUCUGACUGUUGUUCAAAAAUGGAAGCACGAAGAGACCGCUAGCAGUAUGAUUGCUUUUGUAAAGCCCAACGCGGCAUGGAAGGACCUUGGGAACACACUCUCUCUUCAAAAACUCGUUAUGACUGUGUAUUUGGGUGAAAACAUCAUUGUCAAAGGUUGCCAGAGCUCUCCUGCGGGAGAGUUUAGUAGAAAAACAAGCAAGCUGAAGCUUUAUUUUUCUGAAAUAACAGUUCCCUCUUCUGGAUUCAAGGUGCUUGCCCACUUUGAUGUUAGCCCAAGUACCGCCAUUCGUAAACCGGUAAUUGGUUUGCACUUUACAAUGAAUGACAAAUCAAAUGAUGCGGGUCUGGUAAAACUGUUGGAAAGACCUGAAUUUGAAAGCCCUAAUUCAAGCCAUAGGUCUGUCCUGGAAACUGCUUACGAACAAAAGGCAGUUCCAACGUUUUACAUCUCACAGAUCCGUGAUUGUAUAUUUUAUGCCUAA